This is a messenger RNA of Colletotrichum spaethianum, 975 nucleotides long. Its product is annotated as putative feruloyl esterase. NCBI's taxonomy places the organism in Eukaryota, Fungi, Ascomycota, Sordariomycetes, Glomerellales, Glomerellaceae. Bases 1 to 975 code for a protein of 324 amino acids. The transcript is spliced from 2 exons. Gene Ontology annotation, molecular function: phosphoprotein phosphatase activity. The record is from RefSeq and is a predicted model, not a curated record.
AUGGACGUGUCCAACAUACAGUGGUGGGCGAAGCCGGCCCCGACCAUGACCGCCCCUGCGAACCAGCAGCCCAGUAGCAACGGCUUCACAAUACCGGGCCUCGGCAACGUCUUCAAUGCUCCAUCUUCCGCGUCUAACUCCCAGUCGAUCCCCCUCCCCGAGCGGCCUGUCGCCGUAGACCAAACCACAACCCGAAAGGGACGCCGCACAGCAGCUGGCGCCGCAUCAACCAGCCGGGAUAAGAUUCAGCCCCCCAGCGCCGCGUCAGGCGGUGUUCCCAACCCGACCCCCGAAUACCUUCGCCGCGCCUCCCUCCCGCCGACCCUCCUCCCCGCCCCGCGUCCCAUCCUCGUCGUCAUGGACCUCAACGGCACCCUCCUCCACCGCCCAAACCGCCGCCAGGCGACCUCCUUCGUCGAGCGACCCCACGCCAGGCGCUUCCUGCAAUACUGCCUCGACACCUUCCACGUCGUCGUCUGGUCCUCGGCCCGCCCGGCCAACGUCCAGUCCAUGUGCGACCAGCUCCUCCUGGGCCCCCCCGGCGGGGGCGCCGGCGGCGGUGACCAGGCCGACAGGGGCUCAUACCGCCGCCGCGUCCUCGCCGUCUGGGGCCGCGACCGCUUUGGCCUGUCGGACGCCGACUAUAAGCUCCGCGUCCAGGUCUAUAAGCGCCUGGACAUGGUCUGGCGCGAGAAGAACGUGCAGGCGGCGCACCCGGACGCCGCUUACGGCGGCCGCUGGGACCAGUCCAACACUGUGCUCGUCGACGACUCGGUCGAGAAGGCUCGCAGCGAGCCAUACAACCUCCUCCAGAUCCCCGAGUUCUUUGGCAACGCAGAUGAGCCGGGCUAUGUGGUGCCCCAGGUCCACGACUACCUCAACACGCUAUGCUACCAGUCUGACAUCAGCGCUUACAUGCGUGAGAACCCGUUCAAGGUGAGAGAGGAAUACAGGCUUGUGCCGGCCGAGCAAUGA